This is a messenger RNA of Mytilinidion resinicola, 3161 nucleotides long. RefSeq lists its product as uncharacterized. The coding region runs from base 149 to 2938 and encodes 929 amino acids. NCBI's taxonomy places the organism in Eukaryota, Fungi, Ascomycota, Dothideomycetes, Mytilinidiales, Mytilinidiaceae. The record is from RefSeq and is a predicted model, not a curated record. The transcript has 7 exons. Gene Ontology annotation, molecular function: protein binding.
GGCGAUGCAGCAAAGAGGCGCAGCCAGCUGAGCCUCGAGCCUACCCCGCGACUUCGCACAUCUCUCGCAAGCGCAAGGAAACCAACAUCCCUCUAUGCAAGACGGUGCAUUACAGACAUGAUCCUGGGGUCUGCGACAUUGUUGUAUAAUGGGAAAACGAGACCGCAUGCGCGCAUGGUUCGCACCAGACACGACCCGGCCUGCACCAUCCCGCACAGUCCCUCUGCCGCCUGCGCAACAAGCGUCUUCCCCUCGUGCUCCGCUGCCACCAUCCCCAUCACGCCCGACUGCAUCGAGCGGAGGUGCGUUGGCCUCAACAACGUCGGGCGACCCACUGUUGGAGAAGGCUCUAGCGAGAACACUGGAGAGGCUGCCUAAGGGUGAGAAAGCAGCAUUUGUGCAGGCAUCAAAAACUAUCGACGAGCGAACCCUGUUAUCCGGCGUACGGGCAUACGAUGCGGCCCAUAAGCACGACUCAUCCUUCAGACCUCACGCUGAGCGUCUUUCGAAGUUCCUGGGCUUGCUCAACAGAUUCAUGGGAGGUGUCGCUAUAGGCAUUCAAGCGAGCCCUGAAAUAUCAUCUCUAGUAGUUGGCUCAGUCAGGGUCGUCAUCGAUCUCGCCUUGAAGUUCACCAUGUAUUUCAGCAGACUUACCGACAUGAUCUGCACUUUCGAAGACUAUUUGGGUCCUCUCGCCGAGUAUGCACAUGCGGCAGACAUCAAUCUCGUGGAGAAGACAGUGGUCAAUGCUUACGCGAACGUGCUCGACUUUGGCUGGAAGGCGCGUCGUGUGUUUGUCGACGCCAACGGCGAUCAACGAAAGUGGACCUCUCCUAGAGCCUUUAUGCGCCAGCACUGGGAGACGUUUGAGUCUGAGUUUGUGUCCAUCAAGGGAGAUCUGCAGCACCAUCUUGACAUACUCAGGCACUCCGUCCAGGCACUGCAUUUUGAUCUGUCUAGGAAGGCUGAGCAUGCGAGGCGUCGUGAAGAAGAGAGGACGGAAAGAGAGGCGUUCCUCGCUUGGGUGUCAAACAUCGAUUUCGAGAAAGUUCACCAGGACAUAUAUGCGAAGAAGCAUGAAAAGACGUGUGACUGGUUGAUCAGAGAGCCGAAUUAUCAGCAGUGGUUCAACAGCCCUGCCUCAUCCCUCUUGUGGUGCCAUGGAAAGCCUGGAAUUGGCAAAUCCGUGCUCGCGUCAAAUGUGAUAGAGGACAUCACAGCUAAGAACGGGCUACGAGAUGAUACCGCCAUCUGCUUUGCUUACUACAACUAUCGAAACAUGCAGCUAAGAGAGCUUCAUCAGAUUGUAGCCGCUUUGCUCAAGCAGAUGUGCCGAGCGAUGAAUUGUAUACCCCACAAUCUGCUGAAAACCAAGCAUGAUGCUUUGUCUCCAUCAUUGGUUGGCAACCAAGAAAAUUUUGUUUCCCUCAUCGAAGAUCUAAGCCAAGUGUAUGUGGUGUUUGAUGCUCUAGAUGAGUGUCCAGAGCGGGAGCGGGAAGACAUCCUUGGUUUCAUCACUGGUAUAGUGACCGCGCGCAUUGGAUGCCACGUUAAGGUGUUCGUCACCGGUCGAAACGAAAUGGAUAUCGCCAAAGCCUUUGAAGAUAAGCAGAUACCUACAAUCCAGAUUCGAGCCAAAAAUGUCGCAACCGAUAUAGAGACCUUUGCGCGCAGUCAAGUCGAGAAGCUUCAGGCUGGGGAGCAUGGAAAGACCCUUUACAUCACCAGCGUCGAGCUCAAGGAGAAAAUAGUUCGAACACUCGCUACAAAGGCGGAAGGCAUGUUUCUUUGGGUCAACCUUCAGUUAGACAGUCUCUGUCAAGCCAGCAAGGCUCAAAAGGAUCAGGUGGUGGAGGAUGCACUGGAGACCUUACCGCAGGGCUUACCAGACACCUACGUUCGAAUACUAGAGCGGAUCGAAGACCAGCCUUCGUACAUGAGAGAUCUAGCACUGAACUGUCUCGCUUGGAUGAUUUAUGCCCGAAGGCCUCUCAGCACUAGGGAAUUACAAAUUGCGCUUGCAAUCAACUCGAGGUGCACGAUUCCACAGGAUUUACAACCCGAUUCUCCACGAGUAAUUCUCGAAGCUUGUGGGAACCUGUUAGAAGAAGCCAACGGCGCGAUCCGGCCGAUCCACUUCACGGUGCAAGAGUUUUUGACAACCGCCGUUCAAGGGCUGUUGCAACAUGCCGUCAGAACGCAGCUUCUAGACUCGAAUUCCAUGCAUAAGCGAUUGAGCUCAGCGUGUCUUUCAUACAUGCAUCUAGUGGCAUUCAGUAGGCCGGCUCAAAGAGGAUCCCGGCUUUACUUACGCCUUCGGGACAAUAUCUUCGCUAGCUAUGCAAGUCAGAACUUCGAUUACCACAUUUCAGAGUGCGAUGAAAUCCCUCCAGAUGUCAUGAAACAGCUGGAGAGACUCUUCCAGCAAGAGAGUACGUACCUUGCAGCUGUUCUGCAGAUCAAGAUUCUACGAGAUGGUCACGAUUACAACACUAUCGAGCAGCGCUUUGAUCGUAUGCAAUUUUUAGUGACUCCCGCUACGGUUGUAUAUAGCACUAGCCUCUACAACAUUCCCGCCGUAAGGCAACAAUGGGUGGACCAAACACCCCCAACAUAUGCUUUACACCUCGCAGCUUCCGCAGGGCUGACUAGUGCAGUCAUCCGACUUCUAGAGGGAGGAUGCGACGUUAACGAGAAAGAUGGGAGCGGCUCUACUUCACUAUGCUAUGCAUGCUUCAAUACCGACCUAGAACUCAUUCAAACACUGCUUAGCAAAGGCGCCGAGAUCAACGCGCAGGGUGGAUACUACGGUAAUGCACUCCAGGCGGCUUCCUACGAAGGCCACGAGCAGGUGGUGAAGCUGCUGCUUGAAAAGAACGCCGAUGUUAACGCGCAGGGGUGGAGACUACGGCAGCGCACUCCACGCGGCUUCUUGUGAAGGCUACAAGCAGGUGGUGAAGCUGCUGCUUGAGAAGAACGCCGACGUUAAUGCGCAGGGUGGAUACUAUGGCAACGCACUCCAGGCGGCUUCCUGCAGAGGCCACGAGCGGGUGGUGAGGCUGCUGCUCGACUUGGGCGCCAACGACGUACUCUAACACACCUCCCUAGCUGUUGUAAAGUUAUGAUCAGCUCGACGUAACAAAGCUCUAUUUUCUCAAAGG